Monopterus albus (swamp eel) is the source of this 3862-nucleotide messenger RNA. It is a transcript of the gene dennd6a, whose product is annotated as DENN/MADD domain containing 6A. The transcript is spliced from 19 exons. Lineage: Eukaryota; Metazoa; Chordata; Actinopteri; Synbranchiformes; Synbranchidae. Gene Ontology annotation, molecular function: guanyl-nucleotide exchange factor activity. Gene Ontology annotation, cellular component: recycling endosome. The record is from RefSeq and is a predicted model, not a curated record. The coding region runs from base 253 to 2067 and encodes 604 amino acids.
GUGGCUCCUAAUUAUCAUGGCUAACUUGUCCUAAGGGACGGCCUUAGGACGUGAUGACGUUUACAUUCGUCACCACGACGUACGUACGUUCAUGCUCCUAUGCUAAGUGCUAGCUGAGUGACUAUUUUCUGUAUCGCUGCUUCCUUUCUGUUGUGGAAAUUAAGUUGGCAGUAACUAAAAACACCAGUAAACCUAUUUAGAAGACCGCUACCAUUCUCCAGAGUGCCUGAGUAUCCGUGUCGGGCCGUCGCCAUGGCUUUGCAAGGCCCGGAGGAGCUGGGGGAGCAGGUCGAAGAGCCGGAGGAUCUAGACGACCAAGAUGCUAGCAUCUCUCCGGCCGAGGAGAUAACGCUGCCCCCCGUUCCCGGAGGCGACGAGGAGACGGAGGAGGCUCUCCUACUGCCCUGGGACCGCUUCUCCACCUGGCUGCACUGCAUCUGUGUGGUCGGCUUCGACCUGGAGCUGGGGCAGGCGGUGGAGGUCAUUUAUCCACAUCAUUCCAAACUGUCAGAGAAAGAGAAAACAAGCAUCUGCUACCUUUCCUUUCCUGACUCCAACUCAGGUUGCCUCGGUGACACCCAGUUCUGUUUCCGCUUCCGUCAAGGUUCUAACAGGAAAUCGUCGCUCAGCUGCUUCCUGGAAACCUCUGACCGAGAUGCACCCCCCUGUCUGAAGAGAGAACAGGGCCAUUACUAUGGCUAUGUGUACUUCCGUCAGGUGCGAGACAAAUCUUUGAAGAGGGGAUACUUUCAGAAGUCUCUGGUGCUCAUCAGUAAGCUGCCCUAUGUGACCUUCUUCCACUCCCUGUUGAAGAUCAUGGCUCCAGCAUACUUUGAGAAACAGGAGCCCUGUCUGGAGGCUGCUUGUAAUGACGUUGACCGCUGGCCGACGCCUCAUCCUGGACGAAUCCUCUUGCUGCCUAUUAUGGGUGUUGUCAUUAAGGUUCGCAUUCCUACCUGUUACGACAAACCAGGAACUUCACAGCUGGUCCAGUCUACCCAGAGUGACAGUCUGGUGUCCAUCGUGCUUCCAACCAUCCAUGAAGUCGAUCUUUUCAGCUGUUUCUACCCAGUCUUCUUCCACAUCCAGAUGCUGUGGGAAUUGGUGCUGCUGGGGGAGGCGAUCGUCGUCAUGGCUCCAUCACCAGCGGAGUCAUCGGACACAGUGCUGGCACUGGUCAGCUGUAUCUCUCCUCUGCGUUACUGCAGUGACUUCCGGCCGUACUUCACCAUCCACGACAACGAGUUUAAGGAGUACACCACCAGGACACAGGCUCCGCCAUCAGUCAUUCUAGGAGUGACCAAUCCUUUUUUUGCUAAAACUCUGCAGCACUGGCCGCAUAUCAUCCGCAUCGGCGACAUGAAGCAAACAGGAGAGAUGGCCAAGCAGACGAAAGUCAAGAAACUGAAAAACCUCAAAACUCUGGACUCUAAACCUGGUGUGUACACCGCAUAUAAGCCGUAUCUCAACAAAGAUGAAGAAAUCAUCAAACAGCUUCAGAAGGGUGUUCAACAGAAGAGACCCUCAGCGGCCCAAAAUGCAAUUCUUCGACGCUACUUCUUAGAACUGACACAGAGCUUCAUCAUCCCACUGGAGCGGUAUGUUGCCAGUCUGAUGCCUCUGCAGAAGUCCAUCAGUCCCUGGAAGAGUCCUCCUCAGCUCCGACCAUUCAUCCAGCAGGACUUCAUGAAGACACUGGAGAAGGCUGGACCUCAGCUCACAUCCAGGCUGAAAGGAGACUGGAUAGGACUCUACAGGCACUUCCUCAAGUCUCCGAACUUUGACGGCUGGUUCCGCAACAGGAGGCGAGAAAUGACCCAAAAGCUGGAGGCUCUGCACCUCGAGGCACUGUGUGAGGAGGAUCUGGAGCAGAGGAUCCAGAAGCACACAGAGGUGGAGACAGUUGAUCUGGUUCUGAAGCUGAAGGAUAAACUGAGUCAGGCGGAGAGGGAGCAGCUCCCAGUGCGUCCAGGCACCCUGGCAAAACUGAAAGCCCACAUUGAGGCCGUCAUCCUGGCCUUACCAGAGGACCUGCAGGGCAUCCUCCACAAGCCCUCCACACCUUGAUCCUGGAGCGUCUGCAACUCCAACCCCAGUUUGAACUUGUUUUAAAGUUUGGGUGUAGUGGGUCUCCUCCCAGUUGGCUCCCAGGUGGAGGGACCCUCGUUGACUCAGACUGGGUCCCGGUUUGAGGGAUCCAGUUGGAUCUAAUGUUAUCCAAAACCACACAUCCAACUGCAGUAAUAUUUAUGUUUUGUUCCCAAACUGCUACUGUGGCAGCUCAGUGGACCAAGUUUCAUGCUUCAUUGAUCAUGUGGUAUUGAUUGAUCUGCUGGAGCAGGAUGAGCUACUUGAACAGCAUUUGUAAAUUGUGAGGAUGUUUUUCCUCACAGAGACAUUAAGUAAAGAAAGGAGCCCUUGAUAUGUUUCCGAUUCAUCUGGUUCACUAAAGGUCUGUGGUGGCCUGUGCGCAAAAGGAUUUGUCAUCACCUUGGAAGUGAGAGCAGGAAAAUGACCCACGGUGACCUUUGACCCCCAGCAUUUUUAGCCACUUGAUGUUUUUAAUUUGUACUUUUUUAACUUGAUGAUUAGCUGCUGCAGUUCGCCGGAACUGACUCUGCAGUUAUUCAACUGUUUUCACAAACUGGUUUUAGAAGAAGUGCACUUCAUUGCUGACUGGACCAGUGUGCCCUUCUCAUACACUCUGACACUGUUAUGCAAACAAACUGAACUGUGCAAUGGUUUAUGUGAACUUCUACAUGCGCUCACGCCGAGCUUUAAGCACCAGCUCUUGUCUCAGUGUGCUCGGGGGCGAAUCGCAGCCUUGUAUUCAUGUCACAUGAUCAUAACAGUUUGGGAAUAUAUUCAGAGUUGUCCUGAAAUUUUCUGGGUUAUCACUAUAUUUGUGUUUUUCAGAAGACUGAAUCAAAAGGUUGUGCGAAAACCUUUUUUUAUUUCAAUGGAGUGAGCACCUCUGUGGGUUUAGAAGAGUCUUAGCCUAGUGUCACAGUCAAGACACCAAUUUCUACACCAAGAAAACAGUUAGAAAAGUUGUUAGAUGAUGAAAGAUAUUUCAAAUGAGAUGCAAAGUCAAGAUUCCAAGACACUAAUUUAAAUUUUUGUUCUGUUAGGUUAAAAUUAUGAAACACUAAGUCCAAGUUACUUAACAUGAUGAGAUUCAAAGACUCUGAGAUUUUGAUUAGAGUCAAAAUUAGGUUACAGUUACUAUGUCACAAAACUCACUGGAUAUGUUUUUUUAGAAAAGGUCCUUUAGAUGGUCAGGCGGUAUUAAUGACCCGUGGUAGGUUAGAGGUGGUAUAUUGCAGAGAUGAUUUAGGUUAAAAUUAUGUUGGUGCCUUAUAGGAAUGAGAGCCGAGCCAAAGACUUGAGUCUCUGAAUGAAUGAAAACCUGCUCCUGCAAAGAGAAGAGCAGCUCAAGCCUCAAAGUUUCUUCUUACUUCUGACGCUGAUUUACUCUGCUGAGGAGCAACUUCGACCCUACUGAUGGAAAUCCUCAGGAACCAGUUGCCUUCAGGCAAAGAAAAAUACUCCUGAAGUCUAAUUAGGUGUUUUCUGAUGAGUAAGUGAAGUCAGCAGAUAAACUGUCAAAAUAAAAGCAUGCACAAGCUCAGAGUCCUGUCAGAUAAAAAGAAUAAUUAGCACCACAGAGUCUGUCAGAACCUUUGCUGCAUGUUUUAGCCUGUGAACUACAACUUGUGUUAAUAUAGAUCAUUUUCCACAUUAGGUUGUGUUUUUGUGUCCCAGCCAUUUGACUUUAGUCACUUAUUAAAAUGGUAAUGAAGCUCUGUUCAACCAGACAUUUACAUUUUGAAGUUAAAAGGUCAAAACAUGCAGAAACAUG